AUCAUCCAAGUUAGGUAUAUCCCUCUUGUUGUGUAUCUGCAUUUCUUCCCUAGUGAUACUAGACACAUCUUGUUUUAAGCAUAUCUUAUCAGCAAGAACCAAACAAUCCAUGCAUAAUGGAAUUAUUUCUUGUUAGAAUACAUCCAUGAAGGAUUCAGUUAUUGGCUAGUGGAAAAAGCACAUGAUUUUGUUUUGACCGUCAGUUUGCCAUUUUGACAAGGACAUUUUACUUUAAAUAUUGUCUGCAGAACCCGCCUUUUCCCCGACUUAAGUACCUAUCAUCAAGAUUUUUUCUGCAUUGCAUUCUUUUCAAACUUUAUAAAAAACACAUCAAUUGCAAUUGCCUUUUACAUGCCACUUUGGUAUAAAGAUGUGUUCACUCAUCAAUCACUACUGCAUAUUACUAUAAUCUCCUCUAUACUUCCAUGCAGAUUGCUUCUCAUACCUAUCUCAAACUCACUACUUUGCAGAGAAGCAUAGAGCUUUUUUUUCCCCCAAAAUUAUUCCAUCAUUUUAACUUACUGUCAGGUUCAGUAUGAGUCCGAACUCUGAACUCUGAAGAAAGUAUCAUCUUCAGAUUCUUCAGUAUGAGUCUGAACUCUGAACUCUGAAGAAAGUAUCAUCUUCAGAUUCUUCAGUAUGAGUCCGAACUCUGAAGAAGGUAUCAUCUCCCAAACAAUCUCAAGCUCAAGCUCAAGCUCAUGCCACUACCAGUGCAUUGCCACGCUCAGUGGCAACUCCUCCUACGUCUCCGGCCUCGCCGUCGACGGCGACUCGCUCUACGUCGCCUCGUCGGACGGCCACAUCAGGCUGUGGCCGCUGGACAUGGCCAUGGCCAUGGUGCGAGAGGAGUCGACGUCGUCGUCGUCGCAGGGCGAGGUGUCCAGAUCCACCGUCGCCGUCACCGGUAGCCCGGUGAAGUGCCUCGCCGCCACCGGCGAUGGGCUUGUCAGCUCGCACCAGGACGGCACGAUAAGGGUGUGGCGGCACGCCGGCGGCCGCCGCCGCCUCGCGCUGCGCGCCGUGCUGCCGACGGCGGCGGACUGCCUCCGCGCGCUCCUGCUCCCGGGCGGCGGCUACGUCGAGGUGCGGCGGCACAAGAGGCGGGCGUGGGUGCACCACGUCGACGCGGUCACCGCGCUCGCGCUGUCCCCGGACGGCGAGAGCAUGUACUCCGUGUCGUGGGACCGGAGCCUCAAGGCGUGGCGUCUGCCCGGACUCCGGUGCGCGGAGUCCGUGGCGGCGGCGCACGACGACGCCAUCAACGCCGUCGUCGCCGCGCCCGACGGGCACGUGUACACGGCGUCGGCGGACGGGACGGUCAAGGCGUGGAGGCGCCGCACGGGGCAGAAGAAGCUCUCGCUGGUCUGCGUCAUGGAGCGCCACGGCGCCGCGGUGAACGCGCUGGCGCUCGGCGGCGGCGGGCGGGUGCUCUACUCCGGCGCGUGCGACCGGUCCGUCGUCGCGUGGGAGAACUCCGCCGGCGCCGGCGCCGGUGGCGCGGACGUGCGCAUGGUGGCUACCGCCACGCUCAGGGGCCACGCGAGGGCGGUGCUGUGCCUCGCCGCCGACGGCGACGUGGUGUGCAGCGGGUCGGCGGACAGGACGGUGAGGGUGUGGAGGCGGGGAGCGACGGCGGCGUACACCUGCUUGGCCGUGCUCGACGGCCAUGGCGGCGCCGUGAAGAGCUUGGCAUUGGCGAGGGGAGGAGCAGGAUGCGAUCGCUGCUGCGCGUGCCACGUGGAGGAGAGCUCGAGCUGCAGCUGCGCUGCUCUCGUUUGCAGUGGCUCGUUGGACUGUGACGUCAAGCUUUGGAGAGUGACGGUUUCCGGUUUGUGAUUUAUUUUUUACUUUUUAUUUUUGGUAAAGAGUCUGUUUGUGAAAUUAGGAGUUUUGGUUUUGUAACUGAAGAAAGUUUGGAGGAAUUUUGUGGGAAUUUAAUGAAUUCAUGUGAAAACCCUGCUUUUCAAAAGCUCUCAACUGUACGGAAUAAAAAAUGAGUAGUGCUAUAUGACACAAUUAUAUAACUAAUGUAUAACUAGAGACAUGUAACUGUAGAUCAAUCAAAUGAGAGCAUAUUCA
Molecule: messenger RNA, 2082 nt
Organism: Oryza sativa Japonica Group (Japanese rice)
Lineage: Eukaryota; Viridiplantae; Streptophyta; Magnoliopsida; Poales; Poaceae
Product: protein JINGUBANG
Molecular function (GO): protein binding
Source: RefSeq, a predicted model, not a curated record